Messenger RNA from Diuraphis noxia (Russian wheat aphid), 2223 nucleotides. Its product is annotated as organic cation transporter protein-like. Lineage: Eukaryota; Metazoa; Arthropoda; Insecta; Hemiptera; Aphididae. Gene Ontology annotation, biological process: transmembrane transport. The record is from RefSeq and is a predicted model, not a curated record. Gene Ontology annotation, cellular component: membrane. Gene Ontology annotation, molecular function: transmembrane transporter activity.
UUAACCAGUAUAAUAUAAUAGUUACGUUUACAUAUUAUUUAUUAUUUUAAGUAAAAGAUAAUAAUAAAUUAAAUUUUUUGUUUCGCGUAAUAUUUAGGAGAGCUUGUGAAACAUCUAUAUUUUAUGUAUUAGCAYCCRCAGGCCCAAAUUUGUUGUUUUUAUUUUCAUAUAAACAUGRCGAUCACGAUGGUCUCUGAAAUUUCUUUCAAUCGUAAUUUAUUAUUUUAUCUAUAACCGAWCAAUUCAAUAAAGUAUAUACUAUUUAAGUGCAUACAAAUARAAUAAAGCUAUAUAUAUAUACUUAUAUAUGAUCACUGGUCAGUGAGCUGCACAUUAUAAUGGCAGAUGAUCUGGACCAAUACAUAGACAGUUACUCCAAACAACGAUGGAAAGUUUUCGUCUUGUUGUUGAUGGUCGGCACACCUGGGAUAUUUAAUGCCAUCCAGAUAUCUUCGUACGUGUUUCUAGUYGACAAACCUUCAUACUGGUGUGAUAUACCGGAUCUGAAAUCGGCAGGAUGGAGCGACCAAAUGAUCAUUAAUGUAUCCACGCCAUAUAAAAAAUAUUCAUCAAAAAAAAUUGAAGAAUGUUCCUAUUACAAUCAAAAUUAUUCGAUAUUUGCGAAAAAUGGUUACAAUUGGUCAAUGAAUAAUUUGCAAUCUGCAGAUUCAAAACCUUGUCAGUAUUAUAGUUACAGUACCAGAGAAUCUGUUGUUACUGAAUGGAAUCUAGUUUGUGAUAAUGUAUCAAUGAAGUCCAAUGUCCACGCCUCUAUGGCUUUUGGAAAGUUUGUUGGUGGACUUAUAUUUGGUUCAAUUUCGGAUGUAUAUGGCAGGAAGUUCGCUUUCAAUUUGGCAGCUUUCAUUUACAUGUUAUCUGGACCAUCUGCUGCCCUGAUUGAUUCAUAUGUAUUAUUUUUAAUUGUGAGAUUCUUGAUAGGUGUAGCUGGAUCUGGAAUUUAUGAAUCAUCGUACACAAUAUUAACUGAGCUAACAAGUGGUGAAACUCGUACUUUACUUUGUCUUUUGAUGAAUAUGUCGUAUCCAAUUGGCUAUGUUUUGUUAUCAAUUAUUGCUUAUUAUAUACGACCGUGGAGAAUGUUGCUUCUAGUUUUGUCUUUGCCCAUACUUGGAUUGUUGAUACAAUGCUGGUUUUUACCUGAAUCUCCUAAAUGGUUAAUGUCUCAAGGUAGGAAAAGACAAGCUUGGGUGGAAAUGGCUAAACUUGUUCCAAAUGCAGUUCAUGCUACAAUUAAUAAUGAAGUUGGCCAAGAUAAAGUAGAAAUUAGUAAGACAAAAAAUUGUAAUGAAAAAUAUAUGGAAAUCUUGUCAGCAUACACGUCAUUGUUUUCUACGCCGGACUUGUCAAUAAAAACAGUUAUUUCAUUAUUUUGUGGAUUAUCUUGUGGAUUAUCAUAUUAUGUUAUUGCAUUGAACGGGGAUAAUAUAACUGCUGAUCGUUACAUAUAUGUUGCGUUGAACGGAGUUGUUGAAGGUGUGUCAUACGCGUUAACGGUUCCUUUAUUUCUUUAUGUUGGACGCAAAAAAGCAGUUUCGUCCUUUUUUUUCGCAUCAGGACUACUACAACUGACAUUAUUGGCAAUACCACUUGAAAAAGCAAACAUUUUAUUAUGCAUGACUUUAAUUGGAAAAUUUUUCGUGAGUGCCUUAUUUUCAGCCAUUGUACUUUACAUAUCAGAAUUAUAUCCAACUACAAUCAGAAAUACUGGUAUCGGAAUAUUAUUGACUUUUUCUCAAAUAGGAUCUAUUAUCGCACCAUAUAUAGUCGAACUAUUGGGAGCUAAGGCAUGGUAUAUUCCAAGUACAGUGUGUGGGGCACUUGGGAUUUUUGUUUCAAGCUUGGUUCUGAUGUUGCCGGAGACAAAGAAGACAGUUUUACCAAAUACCAUAGAAGAUAUGAAAAACUCUAAUUCCGCCAAACUUAGCAAUUGUUUUAAAUUUUAAUUUUUAAAAGGCUUUAUCCGAUUUCUUUUCUUUCUCGUACAGCAAUUUUAUUUUUAUAUGCACUUAUAAAUGUACACACAGUUCAUAAUUGGCAGUUAAAGUUUGAAGUUGAAAAGGUAAACUUAUUACAUACAAUGUUUAGAUAAUUAGAAUAGAUGUAUUUUAUUWGCUUGAAGAAGGAGGAUGGAAAACCAUAAUUAUAAACAUUUUAAUAAUAUCUAUUAUUCACUGAAAAAAAAAUUCUACAGUUUUGUUAUGA